AAAUCGUAGGGGCGGGACUAAACUCGAGCUACCUUUCUCUAUGUUUGAGGAAGUGAUUUUCAGUCCCCCAGCCGGAGAGAAGAAGAAAAGCCAAGAUGUCGGACAGCCGCGCAGAAAAAGGCUCCACUGCCACAGACAGUGUGGCGACUACAGAGAAUUUCACAGAGACUGAUUCUUUCUUUAGCAGCUCUUUAGCUCUGGAUCCAGCGGAGGAGUACAAGAUGACCAACAAGCGGCGAGGCCUCGCCCUAAUUUUUAACCAGGAGCGUUUCUUCUGGCGCCUGGGCCUGAGCAACAGAAAUGGAACCAACGCCGACCGCUACAACCUGGAGAAGAGGCUGCUGGAGCUCAACUUUGAGGUCAGGGGUUAUGACAACUUGAAACAGGAGGAGGUCCUGGAAAGAAUCCAUGAAGCUGCCGAGGGCGACCACUCAGACGCUGACUGCUUCCUGCUCGCCUUCCUGAGCCACGGCGAGGACGACCACGUUUACUCAUAUGACGGCAAGAUCAGCAUCCAACACAUCACCUCCAUGUUCAGAGGCGACAAGUGCAAGACCCUCGUAGGGAAACCAAAGGUCUUCAUUGUGCAGGCGUGCCGCGGGGACCAACACGACGUUCCUGUCACCGCCUGUGACGUGGUGGACAACGAGGUGAAGACGAACGAGACGGUGGUGGACGCCUGCGCCAUCCAGACCCUCCCUGCCGGAGCGGAUUUCAUCAUGUGUUACUCUGUAGCUGAAGGUUUCUACUCCCACAGAGAGACCGUCAACGGCUCCUGGUACAUCCAGGAUCUGUGUGAGUUGCUUCGGAAGCACGGCGGCUCCCUGGAGUUCACGGAGCUGCUCACGCUGGUCAACAGAAAGGUUUCGAUGAGGAGCGUGGGGAACAGCAACGACCGCAGCGCUAUCGGAAAGAAGCAGGUGCCGUGUUUUGCUUCCAUGCUCACCAAGAAACUAUACUUCCGAAAGAAGAAGUAACGUCCAGACAAACCAGCCAACCGCCAAGGUUCAGUCCAUCUGAAGGGCCUUGGUCUUUCAGAUGAUGCUGCGGGUUUUAGCUUUGCUUCAGUCCACUAAGAUCAGAAUUAAUGCUGUACUUUUAAGAACGCCUAAAAUGUCCAACUAGACGAUUUAAAAAGAAACAUUCCAUUCGUAAAUUACACUGUCUGUAAACUGUCAGGGAGUUUUUUUAGGUUUAGUGCUUCAUUUUUUCCGUAAUGAAUUUUGUGAGGUGGGUUACCGGCGUAACGACCUGCUGGGUUCGGGGGUUUUCUCUUCUCAGGUUUUUCCUAAGAGGCUACAGCAGAUUCAUAUGGAGUCAAAUUUGUUCCGUUAUUUUUACAAAAAAACAAUUUUUUUUAAUGGAUAUUUGAAAAAAAAGGGCAAUCAAUCAGAAAUAUAACUUUGAAAACUUGUUUAUCAAAAAACAUUUUUUGAUUAAGAUUCACUCAAAAGCUUAUUUUGACUUUCCUGUGUCCUGAUUUAAAUUUUUUCCCCCCAUGUAUUAAUGAAAGAAUAUUCACUCCAUUAUUCAUUUCUAUCUAAGCAGCUAACGGUACAGGCAGUCUGAAUACAAGUCCAUUCCUUAAA
This is a messenger RNA of Cyprinodon tularosa, 1589 nucleotides long. RefSeq names its product caspase-6-like. Gene Ontology annotation, biological process: proteolysis; apoptotic process. The record is from RefSeq and is a predicted model, not a curated record. The coding region runs from base 96 to 977 and encodes 293 amino acids. The transcript has 8 exons. Gene Ontology annotation, cellular component: cytoplasm. Lineage: Eukaryota; Metazoa; Chordata; Actinopteri; Cyprinodontiformes; Cyprinodontidae.